Molecule: messenger RNA, 561 nt
Organism: Drechmeria coniospora
Lineage: Eukaryota; Fungi; Ascomycota; Sordariomycetes; Hypocreales; Ophiocordycipitaceae
Product: Sas10/Utp3/C1D family protein
Exons: 3
Coding region: 1-561 (186 amino acids)
Biological process (GO): maturation of 5.8S rRNA; regulation of gene expression
Cellular component (GO): exosome (RNase complex); nucleolus
Molecular function (GO): DNA binding; RNA binding
Source: RefSeq, a predicted model, not a curated record
AUGGCGGACGUGAAAGACUUGACAAGAGACAUCGACCGGCUGGACGGCCAACUCGACAAGCUCGACGAUGCGUUGCAGCCGCUCCUGACGGGCCUCGAGGAGCGUGCCUCUCAACUGCCGCUCCUGGACAAGGCCAAGUUCUUUUCACUCACCGCGUACUCCAUCGAGUCUCUGCUCUUCUCCGCCCUCAAGCUGCAGGGCGUCGACGCGCAGAACCAUGCCGUCUUCACCGAGCUCAAGCGCGUGCAGCAGUACUUUGCCAAGAUCAAGGCGAUAGAGGAGCCGGAGCCGACGGCGCAGCGGACGACAUCCGUCAACCGCGAGGGCGCUGCGCGGGUGUUGAAGGCUGGCCUGUCGGACAACAAGGCGCUGAGCAGCAAGCUCGCAGAGAAGAUUGCCGAAGAGCGCGCCAAAGCACUCUUGAAGUCUGUCGACGCCAGGAAGCGGCCCUCGGACGGCGUAGUGCCGCCCGCAUCGGUCGGCGAGGCCCAGACGAGCAAGAAGCAGAAGCACGAGAGGAAAGACAAGAAGAAUCAAAAACGCAACAAGCGGCAAGGCUAG